Molecule: messenger RNA, 691 nt
Organism: Notothenia coriiceps (black rockcod)
Lineage: Eukaryota; Metazoa; Chordata; Actinopteri; Perciformes; Nototheniidae
Product: nuclear ubiquitous casein and cyclin-dependent kinase substrate 1-like
Exons: 5
Coding region: 284-691 (135 amino acids)
Biological process (GO): double-strand break repair via homologous recombination; interstrand cross-link repair
Cellular component (GO): cytoplasm
Molecular function (GO): double-stranded DNA binding; single-stranded DNA binding
Source: RefSeq, a predicted model, not a curated record
GCCGAGGGUUUGGUUGCACAUAGGCUGCAGUUUCAGUUUGUUUUAUUCACCAUUUUGAGUAGCUGAAGGCACACAAAAAAUAAGAAUAUUAGCGUUUGGAGGACACAUCGGUGCAGUACUUUUAUUUUUACGCGCUCGCUCGCACGGUGGAGUUGUGCUCCAACCUCGGGGUUUUUUUUUUGCAGAGCGGGAAUCUCUAUAUUUCUUUUUUUCCCCUUCUCCCCCUGUGUGCUUCUUCCCCCUUUUUUCUUACAUCCUUUAACCUCUACAGUAUUCCUGCAAAAUGUCAAGACCAGUAAGGAACAGGAAAGUGGUGAACUACUCACAAUUCAACGAGUCUGAUGCAGAUGAGGAGUAUGGGGAGAAUAAGCCUAAGAAGGUGCGUGCCCCCCCACGUGAGCCCAAGCAGAAACGCGUAAAGAACUCACAGGAUGACAGCGAGGAGUCUGACGAGAAAGUCACCAAACCCAAAAAUGACUCAGCAGAUGACUUUGGCAGCAACGAGGAAGACAACGAGUUUGCAGAGGAGGAAGGAUCGGAUGAGGACGGGGGAAGUGACUACGAGGAAAAGAAAGGGAAAAAGGGGAAGAAAGCGAAGGUGGAGAAGCCCGCCAAGAGAGGACCGAAGAGAAAACGGCCUGCAGGUAACGUCCAGUUCAGUUCCUCUACAUGUCCACCUGAGCGUCUUUGA